AUGUCUGGCAAGUACGUCUUCACUCAGGGCCUGAAGGAGCUCCGCUUCCUCUUCUGCCAAUCCUCCGAGGCCAGCGCUGCCACAAGGUCUUUCCUCAACCGCGCCUACCCCACUAUGAAGAAGCACAACCCCCAGACUCCCAUCAUGAUGCGCGAGGCCGCGGGCACCCAGCCGCGGGUGUUCGCCCGAUAUGCAUUUGGAAAGGAGAAGCAGGAGGCUCUGGCUGGUCUUACCGACACUCAGAUCGAAGAGCGCAUCACCCAAUUGGUCAAGCAGUCAUAA
Messenger RNA from Penicillium brevicompactum, 282 nucleotides. RefSeq names its product L51/S25/CI-B8 domain-containing protein. The coding region runs from base 1 to 282 and encodes 93 amino acids. Lineage: Eukaryota; Fungi; Ascomycota; Eurotiomycetes; Eurotiales; Aspergillaceae. The transcript has 4 exons. The record is from RefSeq and is a predicted model, not a curated record.